AUGUUAUCAACUCAUCAUCACCAAGGGAAUUCAAGCUCAUCUUCAUCAUCUUCAUCCCCAUCACAGACAAUUGGCGGAUCGGAUUUAUCAAAUAUAUCAGCACUCCCAUUACCAUUACCAUCUAUAUUUACAACAGCACAAAACCAAAUGAAUCCACCAAUUUUAUUCCCACCAACUUCAUCGUUGUUGGGAGGUUCAUCAAACACACCAUCAUUUUUAUUACCACCAUCAUCUAUAAUGUCAUCAAAUGUUUUUCCAUCUCAUGAUGGUCAAUAUCCAGAUAUGCCAAAUAUGGUUGAUCAAUAUCAAAUACAUCCAAAUCAAAAUCCUCAUUAUAAUUAUCAAUAUCAAUUAAUGUUUAUGCAACAACAAGCUCAACAAAAUCAACCACCACAACAAAAUCAACAACAACAACAUCACCAACAACAACAACAACAACCACAACACCAUCAACAAAUGCAACAACAACAACAUCAUCAACAAAUGCAACAACAACAACAACAUCAUCAACAAAUGCAACAACAACAACAUCACCAACAAAUGCAACAUCAUCAAUUACAACAACACCAACACCAACACCAACAACAACAACAACAACAACAACACCAACAACAACAUCAUCAACAACAACAACAACAACAACAACAACAUCACCAACAACAACAACAUCACCAACAUAGUCAACCACAACAACAACAUCAACACAAUCAACAACAACAACAUCAACAUAAUCAACAACAACAUCAACAACAACAAAAUCAAAUUCAAAUGGUACCACAGCAACCACAAUCAUUAUCAAAUAGUGGAAAUAAUAAUAAUAAUAAUAAUAAUAACAACAAUAGUAAUAAUAACAAUAAUAAUAAUAAUAAUAAUAAUUCACAUCAAUUAAAUAAUUUAACAUUAUCACAAAAUAAUACAAGUGGUAGUAAUACACCAUCACCAUCAACUAAAGGUAAAAGAAAACAUCAUGAAACAUCAAAUUCAGAGAAAAAAGAUUCAUCUGGACAAACAAUUCCAAAAUGUACUCGUUGUAAUGAAGCAGCAUCAUGGAAACAUGAUAAAAGACGUUGGUGGUGUAAAGAAUGUAAAAAAGCCUUUACUCCAGGUAUUACCAAAAUGCAACAAGUACCACAACAAGCACAACUUCAACCAUUACAAAAUCAUAAUCAAAUAAUACCACAACUUUGGGAUUCUCAACAAAAUAAUAGUUCUCAAAAUACUCCACCAACUCAACCACAAAACAAUAUGAAUCAAAUCAAUCAUCAACUUUUACAACAACAACAUCAACAAGCUCAACUUCAAGCUCAUUUAAAUUUAACAGCAUCAAAUCAACAAGUACCACCACAAUUACAACAACAAAUCAAUGGUGGUUUACCAAAUAAUAACAAUAGUUUAAUCACUCAAAAUACAUUGAAUUCAUUAUCAACCUCUGUAUCAUGUCCACCUUGUCCAUUGUGUAGAGGUAUUUCAUCAUGGAAACAUGAUAAAAAGCGUUAUUUCUGUAAAGAAUGUAAAAAACCAUUUACACCUGUUGGUGCAGGACUUUCACCAUCAUCAUCACCUUCUUCACCAAAAAAGAAAUCAAAUAUUACACCAAUUACAACUUCAUCAACAUCAUCAUCUUCUUCAACUCCUUCAAUUAUAAACAACAACAAUAACAACAACGCAAAUUCUUCUAAAAAUAAUACACCAAAAAAACAAUUAUCACCACCACCAUCUGUUUUACAAUCACCAUCUUCCUCUUCAAUCUCACAAUCACCACUUCAAUUAAAUUAUCAAACUCCAACUUACUCACCAAAUCCAUCACUUCCAUCAAUUGGUGGAAAUUUAAAUUCCCUUGCAAAUAGUAUAAAACCAGAUGGUGGUAUCUUAAUAUCUGGUCUAUCUCCUCCAAAAUCUUCAUCAUCAUUAAAUAAUUUAAAUUCUUUCUCAAAUACUGGUGCACUUUUAUCAAGUAAUGGAAUUAAUCUAGCCAAUUUAGGUAAUCCACUAUCUCAAUUAAAUAAAAAACAAAAAAAGAGAUCCGAUAAAGAUAUAAAUGAUGGUGGUGUUCAAGUAUUGGUUAGUUGUGUCGAUACUAAUGUAAAUAAUUGUUCUUCAAUUAUACCUGAUGGUGAUAGUUGGUAA
Dictyostelium discoideum AX4 is the source of this 2127-nucleotide messenger RNA. RefSeq names its product G-box binding factor (gene gbfA). The transcript has a single exon. Bases 1 to 2127 code for a protein of 708 amino acids. Gene Ontology annotation, cellular component: nucleus. The record is from RefSeq and is a predicted model, not a curated record. NCBI's taxonomy places the organism in Eukaryota, Evosea, Eumycetozoa, Dictyosteliales, Dictyosteliaceae.